Messenger RNA from Scomber japonicus (chub mackerel), 1440 nucleotides. RefSeq lists its product as uncharacterized. Gene Ontology annotation, molecular function: DNA-binding transcription factor activity; RNA polymerase II cis-regulatory region sequence-specific DNA binding. The record is from RefSeq and is a predicted model, not a curated record. The transcript has 4 exons. Gene Ontology annotation, biological process: regulation of transcription by RNA polymerase II. The coding region runs from base 1 to 1440 and encodes 479 amino acids. NCBI's taxonomy places the organism in Eukaryota, Metazoa, Chordata, Actinopteri, Scombriformes, Scombridae.
AUGGAGAGCAGCAGCUUCCACACUCAGCUGCUGUCCGUCAUGGAGGUGCUGGCCAAGGCGGCGGUGGCGGAGAUUGACCGGCGUGUUGAUAUCAGCUGCUCGGUGCUGCAGCUGGAGGUGAGCCGCAGCCGGAGCGACAUAGACCUGCUGCAGAGGAAGUGUGAGCUGAUGGAGGCUGAGCUCAGGAGGAGCAGGAUCAGAGCCAGGAGGAGAGUGUUUCAUCCUCCAGCAGCAGAGAUAUUUUCUCCUUUAGUCAAAGUGGUUUUAAACAAAGAGAGGCCGAUCACAGCUUGGGACAGACAGGAGGACGGCGAGGCUCCAGCUCAACCCCAGCAGCGUGCAGACGAGGAGCCUGUUAACGAAGCUGAAGCCGUCCAGAUCAAAGAGGAGUGUGCAGACGAGGACAUGUGGAAGAACGACCCGGUGGACAAGUUGAUCUCUGGAGCCGAGCAGCCGCCACGCUUCGAAGCCUCUCAACCCUCCCAGACUGACAGCUUCGUGGAGCGUUACCACUCCUCUGAGAACGCAGCCGACACCGCAGCUCUGGUUUCCCCGGCGGACGGCUACGACACGUUCACUGAGCAGCAGCAGCAGCAGCAGCAUCAGCAGCUGGAGAACGAAGCUGAAGCCGAUCCUGAAGUGAAGCACGAGAAAGAGGAAGAGUCCGACGAGAAUGCAGCUCCUCCUCUCGAUUCGGGCCAGUUCGCCGUCGAUGAAGCCGACGCGCAGCUGUGGUCGACCGGCGAGGACGGAAACGCCGCGGCUGAUCCGAGCUUCUCGAGCUACGCCGAGCAGCAGUACGAGCAGAUCCCUCCUGGGUUCUCCUCUCUGAGCGGUUUGGUAGAUUUGGUACCCAGAAUUCACUCUGUGGGGAAGUCACACUCGGUCAUGGUGAGUGCGGCUCGAGCCAAAAGACGAGCCCGAUCGUUUUGUUUUAAGAGGCCGCAACUAGAUGAAGGACACGGUGCUUUAUGCCAGAUUAACUCCGCAGAUCAAAGCUCCAUCCCUCCACCAACACAGCAUCAGUACAGAGACUUAACAGCUCACACCAGGAGCCCCAACGAGGAUCUGAUGGUGCCGAAUCCCGCUGCGUCGGCUUCCUAUCGCAGCAGUAGCACUACCAGCGGCGGUGGUGGCGGCUUCGUCCUUUCGAGGAGAAUGAGGACGCCGUGGAGGUCCAGCAUCGUGGAGAAGAGGUUCAGCUGCACCUACUGCCACAAAAGCUUCAUGAGGUUCAGUCAGCUCAAAGAACACCUGAGGAGCCACACGGGAGAGAAGCCGUUCAGCUGCAUGCAGUGCGGGCGGAGCUUCACCAAGCAGUGCAACCUCAUCCGUCACGCGGUGGUGCACAGCGGGGAGAAACCGUACGAGUGCUCGCUGUGCGGGAAGUGUUUCACGCAACGCUCCAGCCUCAAAUCACAUCAGAAAACAGCACACUGA